AUGAAACCGAGUUCAGCCAUAACCACGAAAGAACCCGAGCCACAGACGCCCCGGGGAGAGCAGCGGGCUGUGGAGCCCGAGGGGCGCUGGCGGGACAAGGGCGAGGCAGACACUGAGCGACAGCGCACCCGGGAGCGGCUGGAGGCCACGCUGGCCGGUCUGGCGGAGCUGGAGUUCCUACGGCAGCGGCAGGAGCUGCUCAUCCGCAGUGUCCUCCGAAGUCCGGGGGUCGUAGCGGGGGCUGGAGCUGGAGCCGGAGCCGGGGGCGUGGCGCCUACUCGGGCUGGGGAGCUCCAGGCGCCGGGAGAAGCCUCCCAACGCAGUCGCCUGGAGGAGAAGUACUUGGAGGAGAACAUCUUGCUGCUGAGGCAGCAGUUGAAUUGUUUGAGGAGACGAGAUGCUGGUCUAUUAAACCAGUUGCAAGAAUUAGACAAGCAGAUAAGUGAUUUAAGGUUGGAUGUAGAAAAAACAUCAGAAGAGCAUCUGGAGACAGAUAGCCGUCCUAGUUCAGGGUUUUAUGAGCUGAGCGAUGGGGCCUCAGGAUCACUUUCCAAUUCCUCCAAUUCCGUCUUCUGUGAGUGUUUAUCCAGUUGCCAUUCCAGCACCUGCUUUUGCAGCCCUUUGGAAACAUCUUUGAAUAUCUCAGAUGGACACCCCAAAUCUGCAGAUCUCAUAGGAUGGUUGGACCACAAAGAAGGUCAGCGUGAUGAUGUUUGCCGCUCAUUGUCUAUACCACAGUCCAAUUCCCUUGAUGUCAUUGCAGAUGUGAAUCCUAAGUAUCAAUGUGAUUUGGUAUCUAAAAAUGGGAACGAUAUUUAUCGCUAUCCAAGUCCGCUUCAUGCUGUAGCUGUACAGAGUCCAAUGUUUCUUCUUUCCAUGACCAACAGCCCCGUAAAAGAUGAGGAACAACUUGGUACCAGUGCUAAUGAUGUUUGCAUUGGCUCCGAACUAGAUUCUGUCAAAGCAGAUAAUUCUUCCCUCCCACAAAGCAACUCCAUGUCCAUGUCCUAUCCUGCAUCCAAUAAGAAAAUAGAUGGCUACAUCUUGAGCCUAGUGCAGAAAAAAACACAUCCUGUUAGGACUAAUAAGCUGCGAACAAGCGUGAAUGCGGACCCCACAAAGGGCAUUCUUAGGCAUGGGAGCAUUUGUGUCAGAGCCACCGGCGGAAUUACACACAGUAACAGUGUUAACCUUAAGAGUUCUAAACAAGCCUGUUUGCAUUCUGGUGGAACAACCACUCUGGAGAAUGGCACAUUCUCCCCACUGAAGCAGUGGUUGAAAGACUCAAAGGGAGAACAGCUGGAAAGCUGGAGGAUGCCUGUGUCUGUGGGCUGCCCGCCAAAUGUAUCCGCUGAUCAUCAAAGCAAGCACCUGCCAAAAAAUGUCAAGCCAGGCUCCCAGGAGUUUGCGUGGUGCCCUGUUUCUGGGGCAGGGGAUUCCCCUAAAGAUAGUGGUCAGCUCUUUACUGCCUCUCCAAAAGAAAGUCCUGGCCGAGUCCCAGCUCUCCAACAGGAGAACAAAGUUGCCCAGCCACUGAAAAAGAUGUCACAGAAAAUCAGCUCCCAGGCAGCUCUGCCAGCAGUUCCUCCUGCUGUGCCACCUCCUCUGCCCUUGCCUUCCUCGCUUCCUAUUGAAGAGAGACCUGCCUUAGAUUUCAAGAGCGAGGGCUCUUCUUCCCAGAGCUUGGAGGAUGGGCUUCUUGUCAAUGCUCAGUUCAUUCCAGGGCAGCAGCAAAGUAGUAAGUCACACAGAGCCAACAAGAAUGUCAGAAUCCUGAAGAGCUCAACCUUGAAGCACAGAGCCCAUGGUCUUAACGGAGUGGAAAGUGGCUUACAGACAGUGAGGGAGAAAAGCAGAGUUGUGAGCAAAAAAUGUCACUUCCCUGAUGACUCGGAUACAAAUAAGAAAUUCAAAAAAGUCUCUUCCAGAGGGAAGAAGGGUGGAAACUCCCAGGCAGAGGCUGGUCUUUCCAGCAGGCCUGCAGGCAGUCUCCAUAGGCCUGUGACUAAGUUCCAUGGACAUGGGCAUGGAAGAGAAGCAGUUGUGGCCAAACCGAAACACAAGCGAACUGACUAUCGUCGGUGGAAGUCAUCUGCUGAGAUUUCCUAUGAAGAAGCCUUGAGAAGGGCAAGGAGAAAUCGCAGGGAGCCCAUGGGAGUCUAUACCCAGGUCCCUCUUCCAUAUGUAAGCCCAUAUGCAUAUGUGGCUAGUGACUCUGAAUAUUCUGCAGAGUGCGAGUCCCUUUUCCACUCCACGGUGGUAGACACCAGUGAGGAUGAACAAAGUAAUUAUACCACCAACUGCUUUGGGGACAGUGAGUCAAGCUUGAGUGAAGUAGAGUUUGUGGGGGAGAGCACCACUACUAGUGACUCUGAAGAAAGUGGGGGCUUGAUUUGGUCCCAGUUUGUCCAGACUCUCCCUCUCCAAGCAGUCACAGCCCCAGCUCUUCAUGACAACCACACAAAGACUUUUGUAAAAAUUAAGGCCUCUCAUAAUCUCAAAAAGAAAAUUCUUCGUUUUAGGUCUGGCUCUUUGAAACUGAUGACCACAGUUUGAAGUGACUUUUUGGUAUGGAAUGUA
Trichosurus vulpecula (common brushtail) is the source of this 2580-nucleotide messenger RNA. RefSeq names its product dishevelled binding antagonist of beta catenin 1 (gene DACT1). Lineage: Eukaryota; Metazoa; Chordata; Mammalia; Diprotodontia; Phalangeridae. Gene Ontology annotation, biological process: negative regulation of JNK cascade; regulation of Wnt signaling pathway, planar cell polarity pathway; negative regulation of canonical Wnt signaling pathway. Gene Ontology annotation, cellular component: cytoplasm. Bases 1 to 2556 code for a protein of 851 amino acids. The record is from RefSeq and is a predicted model, not a curated record. The transcript has 4 exons.